AUGGCCUAGACGCGGCGGCUGUAGCUCCACACUGACCGCAGCGAGCAGUAUUUCGAACUACAAUAACAGCAACAUGAGUACAGGCCGCGUGACUGAAAUAAACUUGUGUUUAUUUUUAUACUGGUUUUGUUGAUAUGUGUAAGAACAAUUGUGUGAUUGGUCAACGGGUCGAUUCGUGACUGUGACUGGAGGGUGCGCUUCCCACCGCGAUCAACUUCAAAGAGGAGAGCUGUAGCAGCAUCCAUACCAUCAGCUGAGCAACUCUGGUAACUGAAGAAGUUCUUUCGACAGCUAGCAGAGUGAAGUGAUCUGGCUGCUCUCGUUCUGCAGAUAGAGUGAAGUUGUUGCAUAAGAGCCUGAUGAGUGAGUAGGGGUAUUUAAAAGGUGAGGGCCCCACAGCUGGAUUUGGCCCUUCUUGCGAAGCGAACAUUCCUCCGCACAGCAUGGCCUCGGUCGCCGCUUGGCUGCCAUUCGCGCGGGCGGCGGCCAUCGGAUGGGUCCCCAUCGCAACUCACCCUCUUCCGCCGCCUCCGAUUCCCAAAGACCGAAGAAAGGCAGAUGACGAAAAGCUCCUUAUCAAUGUCUCUGGACGGCGAUUUGAGACCUGGCGAAACACCCUCGAAAAAUACCCCGACACCUUGCUGGGCUCCAACGAGCGUGAGUUCUUCUACGAUGAAGAUGUCAAAGAGUACUUCUUUGACCGUGACCCUGACAUUUUUCGUCACAUACUCAAUUACUACCGCACAGGUAAACUGCACUACCCCAAACACGAAUGCUUGACCAGCUACGACGAAGAGCUGGCAUUCUUCGGCAUUCUUCCAGAUGUUAUCGGGGACUGUUGUUAUGAAGAUUAUAGAGACCGAAAGCGCGAAAAUGCUGAACGACUCAUGGAUGAUAAAUUGUCUGAAAAUGGAGAUCAGCAUUUGCAGCAGCUGACCAAUAUUAGACAGAAAAUGUGGAGAGCUUUUGAGAACCCCCAUACUUCUACCGCUGCUCUGGUCUUCUAUUACGUGACUGGAUUUUUCAUCGCAGUUUCUGUUAUGGCCAAUGUUGUAGAAACGGUGCCUUGUGGUAGUCGACCAGGAGGCGCUGGUUCUCUUCCGUGUGGUGAACGCUAUAAAAUCGUAUUUUUCUGCCUAGACACUGCAUGCGUUAUGAUAUUUACUGCUGAGUAUCUGCUCCGAAUGUUUGCUGCUCCAAACCGUUACAAGUUCGUGCGAUCUGUGAUGAGUAUUAUAGACGUGGUGGCUAUUUUACCUUACUAUAUUGGACUAGGUAUUACUGACAAUGACGACGUCUCCGGAGCUUUCGUCACCUUAAGAGUUUUCCGCGUUUUUAGAAUUUUCAAAUUUUCCAGACAUUCACAGGGUCUUCGCAUCCUGGGUUAUACGCUUAAAUCUUGCGCUUCCGAACUUGGCUUCCUAGUAUUCUCACUGGCAAUGGCCAUCAUCAUUUUCGCCACCGUGAUGUUCUAUGCCGAGAAAAAUGAGGGCAAGACUUUCACUUCCAUUCCAGCCGCUUUUUGGUACACCAUUGUCACAAUGACUACUUUGGGGUACGGUGAUAUGGUACCUGCCACCAUAGCUGGAAAGAUUGUAGGUGGUGUAUGUUCCCUUAGCGGCGUGCUGGUAAUCGCUCUUCCAGUACCAGUAAUAGUAUCUAAUUUUAGUAGAAUAUACCAUCAGAACCAACGGGCAGAUAAGCGGAAAGCACAAAGAAAAGCUCGUCUUGCACGCAUUCGCAUUGCUAAAGCUUCAUCGGGCGCAGCCUUUGUUAGUAAAAAGAAGGCGGCUGAAGCUCGCCUUGCAGCUCAAGAAUCGGGGAUCGAACUGGACGACAAUUAUCGGGAGGAGGAUAUUUUCGAGUUGCAACAUCACCAUCUUUUACGAUGUCUGGAAAAGACUACCGAUCGGGAGUUUGUUGAGCUAGAGGUACCUUACAAUGGACACCCAAAGAGGCCAGGAUCUCCAUCGCCGUUAGCAAGCCCUGCUCAUUCGGCAGUCUCCAUUGGACUAUUUCAAUCAUGCUGUGGGCGCUGCUGUCCAAGAAGGUACCAACACAGCUGUGGAAAGUACAUGCCUGCCGCAUCUACUGCUCAAGCAAACCAAACUGGCAGUGGUAUGGAUGCAACGUAUCUUGUAGAAGCAUCUUUUUAGACAUAUCAUGAAAAAUGCCUUUAACAACGUUUUGCCAUUUAAGCCGGAUAUAUAAUAUAGAGGCUCAUUAAAACAUGAUCAUUCUAUCAUCGAAAUUACGACGUUUAAUGCUAGACAAUUUCAGAUAACUACUAAUGCCCCAGAUAAUAAAGUCUAUUAGAAAAAAUAUAAAAUUGUCGUUUUGUUAGUAGUUGCAUGAAUUUGUUUAAGCAGAUUAAAUUGAAUUCGUAACUACAUUGUCGUGCAUACUCUGUUCCUUAGUUCUUAUCGAUGAUUUAACACGUUACUUAUGGAAAUUGUACGUUUAGGUACCUCACUGUAAUAUAGACACCUGAGAAGAAAGACCUUAGUGAAUAGAAUACCUAGAUAUAAUUGCGUAUGUUCUGUCCAUGUAUCUCAAGUGGAGUUUUUAACUGUAUUAAAUUGGUUUAGAAAUAAGCAUGGAACCUUUUAAAUUUAAACUAAAUCGUAAGAUAUUAAUGUCAUUCAACAUUUGAAACAUCGAUAUAAUUAUAAUGUUACAAAUCAAGAUUGUGUCUUCAAAGUACUUGAAUGCACUAGUUAAAGUACCUACUAGAUAAAUUUAAUUAUGUUAUUAGCUAGGAAAACUAUAAAUUCUAAACGUUGUAUAAAAUACGUUAGUUCUUUGAAAUUUGACAAAGUCUAGAAAAAGCAUUGAAAUCUGAAAAAAUAGAUAGUUCCUGAUAAAAUGUAUGAAUUGAGUUGUUUCUGAACAUAUUUAUGGGCUAGUUUUUCAGUGCUGAUACUUGGAAAUCACUUAAUUUCACAGGCUAAAGACAACCUAUAUCAUUAAACCUAGAACGAAGUUGUCAUCAUAAUUAUUAUACUAUUCACGCAGUAUUUAGGUAACACGCAGACAUAUUUUGUCGUAGUUUGUUCAACAGUAUAUAUACUAUUUUUCUGCGGAAAACUUUUCAAGCACCAAAUCGGCAAAGAGGAAAUAAUCUGAGUAUUUAUACGAUGGACCGGAGUUAUUUAUUAGCCCUUAUCUUGUGAUAUUUCUAGUAAAAUCGAUUAGUUUUUAGUCAUACAAGACGUGCUGUUCACAACUGACGAACUCCAGUAAAUCUAGGAUCUAGGACCAAUAUAAUUAAGUAGAUAUUUUGCCCAUUUGACUCAAGCAUCAAUUCGAAGAGGACCUGGAGGUUGAAUUUGCUGGACUGGAGUAUAACUUGUUUUUUUUUGCUGAGAUUUAAUGGUUUGUUCGUAUUUUCAUUGUCUUGAAAACAUUGUUUGAUCACAAUAUCUCGGCUGUUCAGAAGUGGCUUUAAAGUUCUUACUUUCUUGGUGAUUGCUUAUGUUAAGGGAACAUCAGAGAAAAUCAGCCGUAGGUAAAGCAAAACCUACAACAUCAAGUUUCUACAAAAUGACCCAAUAUAAAGUUGGAUGAUACAAAGCUGAUUUCAUUAAUAACAUUCAGCCGGGAUAUUUCCAAAUUCUGGUAUUGACCAGUGAAUAAAUCUUUGUAGCACAAUCAAAGUCCGAAUAAACUGCCCACAAUUUGUUCUUUCCGUGAUGGCAACCCAACUACCCGCCAAAACAGUAAAUGUACAAAGAUCGUAAAAGAUGUUAGUAUAGAAAACAGAGUAAAUAUUCAAUUUUAUUGGUACCUAAGUAGGUACACAACGGUUGACACUGGAGAAUCUGUAUUGCAACCCAAUUUUCUGUUUUCAAACGAUUACGAAGCAGACGAACAAUUAAUUUAUUUUUUCAAUUUUGGUACUUUUUAUGAAGAUUUUAUUCAUCAAUAUGUGGCGAUGAAUUUAUUGAGUCAAAAACUUAACUCACGUAAGUGAGUUUUACAAAUUCUCAAGCCGUCAAGCGAAUUAUGAGUGUUGUGGACGAAUUUUUCGGCAGUUUUACUUUGUAUGGGCCCUUUACGUUUGUUUAUCAAGGGCGUUGCUCUUGGAAUAAAUCUGUUUUUUCUUUGGACUGUUUGGCAUCUGCAUUCAAAAGCAGAUUAAGUUUCAACUUUAUGUAAUAAAGUAGUGAUUUGAAUCCAUAGUCGCCUUAUUUUUAUAUGUGAAUUUUUGAUUAAUUGGGUACUAAACCUAGAGGCAACUCGUUAAAAAUAGGAAAUGUGACUUUUGCUGAAUAUGAGUACUUAUAAGUUGUUAAGUUAUUGUAGAUAGAAUCUUCAUGUGUAGAGGUGUAUAUAUUUUCUAUAAUUUAUAUUGAUAUUACAAUAAAACUCAACAAUCAGUAACCUAGAGAUAUGUAUACAUGUAAGGCGAUUAUUCUUAUUAUUGUUAUUAUGGUUAGUGUUUCAAUUGAAGCGUUAGUUGAUAGGAAAGAUGAGAGGCCAAACAUUUUCUCUUAUAUUCUAAAUGAAUGACCCUUUUACAAGGUGUUAGAGUGUAGUUAAUGGAAUUUAAAACAUGUACGCGUCUCUUAUUGUGAAUUAUUAUUAGAGAGAUCAACUAGAUAAUAAAUAUAAUUAAAUGUAGGUAUGCAAAGUUUCAAUUAAAAUAGGAUGCGAAACUUUUGAAAAUGUAUUUAAAUCUUUAAGAAUUAUUUAAAGCAAUCUUUUUUGUAUAGUUCGCGUCAUUUCUUCAUAUUCUAUCUUUUCAAGUUUACUGUAAAACAAUAAAUUUUCCAUAAGAUUA
This is a messenger RNA of Dendroctonus ponderosae (mountain pine beetle), 4783 nucleotides long. RefSeq names its product potassium voltage-gated channel protein Shal (gene Shal). The record is from RefSeq and is a predicted model, not a curated record. Gene Ontology annotation, molecular function: protein binding; A-type (transient outward) potassium channel activity. Gene Ontology annotation, cellular component: voltage-gated potassium channel complex; membrane. The coding region runs from base 444 to 2156 and encodes 570 amino acids. Gene Ontology annotation, biological process: potassium ion transmembrane transport; protein homooligomerization. The transcript has 5 exons. Lineage: Eukaryota; Metazoa; Arthropoda; Insecta; Coleoptera; Curculionidae.